GAACGGCACCAAUCUUUUUUUGUUUAUAAAUUGAAAUAAUUAUGGUUGAUACAAGACCGAACAGCACUUUUAUCAACUCGAAAAAUUAUAUUUGACAUUUGGUAAUCAAAUCAAUUAAAUGGGAUUGAUAACACAUUUCCAAGUAGCUGCAACACGUCAUCCGCUUAUCCAGAGCUGAUUAACUAUUUCUGGAGCUCCCUUACUUUUUGGGGGUAUGCCCCAAAACGAUGUCUCACGUUGAACUUUGUGCCCCUCAACCGAUCCAUUAAAACAAGUCGGCCAGGACACCGCAACGGAGUGAGUAACAAACAUUGGACCCAAGGCCCUUGAAUAUUUUUGUGACUUUAUCACGACUUAUUGAGGCUUAUUUCAAAUGAAUCACGGCCAGCGACAGGCCUACCGUAAAGCGGAGAACGCGAGUAUCUACCAGCUGAUAAAAUAUAUCAAUUGUCAGAUAUCUUUUUUGCUGAUAGCUACUACUUACGCGCAAAUAUUUCAUAAAAGCUCGCCCAGUCCGCCAGUGGCUACCAAUCCGAACGAACCGAUCCAGCUCCUUGCAAGGCAAGGCAAACAUAGAACGCUGUUUAUUAUAUAAGGCAGAAUAUGACUACCACAUAUGUCACAGCGGGUCCAGUGCCCGUCCAGCAAACCACCUACAUCACCACGGGACCCCAGCAGAUACAGACCACGUAUAUCACCAAUGGACGCCAACCACCACCGCCUCCUCCACCAACCACGGUGGUCAUCACCCAGUCAAACAGCCGAUGGGCAAACCCUUCUCAAACGCAAUCCGGAACAGCAGCCACCCUUCUCUUCGUGUAUGCUGGUAUGGACAUGGCCCAAGGACUUGGUUGGAACUUGACUGCCGUUUUUGCCAGCACGCUGGAGUUCCAGUACAGUUGGUUUAUUGGCGUUAUAAUCGGAGCUGUGGUGUCCGCCAUUACAUCAGCAUUUCUGCCCAAAAUUGUAUUUUAUGGUCUGGGUGGUGUGAUGAACCUAAUUGAUGCCAUUAUCUUUGUGAGUGCUCCAUAUGAGUAUGAGUCGAUCCUGGCCGCCCGCUAUGUGGGAGGAGUUGGGAUAGGCUUGAUUACGGUUCCAUUCCUAAUCCAUAGUGCUGAGAUCGCUUCGAGUACAAACAGAGGAACCUGCUGUGCAUUGGAGCAAUAUGCUCUGGCACUGGGAGUGGCCAUUCAAGUAAUCUACGAUUCGCAGUGGGCUCAGGGAUUGGGCAUGACCAUCAACCGAGUGCACGGCAUCUUCGGAAUUGUCUUUACGGCCAUUGCCCUGGGAAGCGUAGCAAUCACGAUCGACUCGCCGAUCUUCUAUAUCCGCCAAAACCAGGAGCAAAAGGCACGUGCCAGUGUGAAACAGCUAAUGGGAUCCAGUUGGACUCGAGAGGCUGGAGAUCGAGCCUACGACGAGGCCAAGCUGUACGUGGUGGAGGGCACCGCCCAGGGAGUAGGCGAGCAGCUGGGAGAAUCCAUGAUGCCCUUCCUCAAGCUGCUGCUCUUUCGCUGCUUCGUGGCUUUCACCUUCUCGGUGCCGCUGUCACAUUCAAUACUGACAACCACGGAGCUGGUGGAGGGCACCCUGUACUCCUGGCCCACGAUUGUAUUCGGAAUUCUACGCCUGAUCGGUGCCCUGAUCACCUUCGCGGUUCUGGACACCGUGGGCCGAAAAUUUGUCUCCCUGCUUGGACUCAUUUGCAUGGCUGGAUUAAUGCUGGGCAUGGCCGGAGUCUACGGGGACUAUGCGCACAUCUUUGAUGAUUACUUCAUGUGGCAGGUGUGCCGUCUGGGCAUGGCAUUCCAGUUCUUCGCCGGUUUCUUCAUCUGCAGCUCAUCCGUUUAUCUGGGCGAGGCCUUUCCGUUGAGAGUGAAACCCUUCUUAAUUGGCCUGAUUGUGUGUCUAGAGCAGGUGAUCCACAUCAUAGUGAUCGUCAAAUUUGUUCCCACACCGGAGUUCUAUUACACGUACUUCGUCGCUGUCGGAAUUAUUAUGGUAAUAGGCCUCGUGGCUUUUGCCGUUCUAAUGCCAGAGACCCGAGGAUUGACGCUAAGGCAAGCAGGCGAACGCUUCCGCCGGGUGCACGAUGUCAUGGCCUACUAGUGGCUUCUACUCGUAUUUAUUGUUUGUCCAAUAAACUGUUGACCUCAAAUAA
Molecule: messenger RNA, 2161 nt
Organism: Drosophila yakuba
Lineage: Eukaryota; Metazoa; Arthropoda; Insecta; Diptera; Drosophilidae
Product: D-xylose-proton symporter-like 1
Exons: 3
Coding region: 604-2109 (501 amino acids)
Biological process (GO): transmembrane transport
Cellular component (GO): membrane
Molecular function (GO): transmembrane transporter activity
Source: RefSeq, a predicted model, not a curated record